CUAAUUUACUAGUCCCACGCAAGUACUGAGAUACGAUUUAAUAGACACGUUAAAUUUAAAACAAUUUGCGCCAUCUGUUGGAUGCGGUGCUCAUCGGAGAGCAGGCAGACAUUUGCAAUGGCAGCCCCCAAGAAGGCCGCACUUUUCGUCUGCUUAGGAAACAUUUGCCGGUCACCUAUAGCGGAGGCAGUUUUCUUGCACGUCGCGAAGGAGAACGGUGUUGAAGACAAAUGGAGAGCCGACAGCGCGGGCACCGGAGAUUGGCACGUUGGCUGUCCACCCGACCGACGCGCACAGGAAUGCAUGAAGGCACACAACGUCCACAUGGAACACCGCGCCAGAGUGGUCGUUGAUGAAGAUUUCCACCAGUUUGAUUUCAUCUUCGGCAUGGACGAAAACAACAUCAGGGACCUCAAGGAAAUGGCACCGAAACAAUGCAAGGCUCAGGUUGGACUGCUUGGGAGCUACGAUCCCGAGGGCCAAGAAAUCAUACGGGACCCCUACUAUGACCGUGGCAGCGAUGGUUUCGAGCAGGUGUACCAGCAGUGCGUGCGUUGCUGCAAGGCAUUCUUCAAGGGACAGUGAACAGCCACCUCAGUCAAGCCGGGCCCUCUUGCGUGCCGCACGGCCUUCUUCGCGCUCCCGUUUCUUCUUCAUGUAACCCUCUACGUUGUCAAACCACUGCUUGUAGAGGUGACUUCUGUCCUGGGGCUGGCACUCUGUUAAUCAAAAUAAAGCGACUUUUUGUUGUUGCA
Molecule: messenger RNA, 755 nt
Organism: Ornithodoros turicata
Lineage: Eukaryota; Metazoa; Arthropoda; Arachnida; Ixodida; Argasidae
Product: low molecular weight phosphotyrosine protein phosphatase-like
Exons: 5
Coding region: 82-585 (167 amino acids)
Biological process (GO): protein dephosphorylation
Cellular component (GO): cytoplasm
Molecular function (GO): acid phosphatase activity; non-membrane spanning protein tyrosine phosphatase activity
Source: RefSeq, a predicted model, not a curated record